CUCUUGCGGUUCUGGCGCCGCUGCUUUCGAGCGCGCGCGCUGGCGAGGGGACCCCGGAGCGCGCAGCCCCCAGCUCGCGCCAGGUCCCCGCGCGUCGCCGCCACCACGGCGCAGAGGGAGCGCGACCCGCGGCUCCGGCCUGGCGUGGAGCCCGGUCCGGCCAUUGCCCAGGGCCUGAGCAGCCGAGCCUGCUGACCGCAGCAGCACCCGUGCCCCACUCCCCACGGCCACACCAUGUCCGGCUCCUACGAUGAGGCCUCGCUGGCUCCGGAGGAGACCACAGACAGCUUCUGGGAGGUGGGGAACUACAAGCGCACGGUGAAACGCAUCGACGACGGCCACCGCCUGUGCAACGACCUGAUGAGCUGCGUGCAGGAGCGCGCCAAGAUCGAGAAGGCAUACGCGCAGCAGCUCACCGACUGGGCCAAGCGCUGGCGCCAGCUCAUCGAGAAAGGCCCGCAGUAUGGCAGCCUGGAGCGGGCCUGGGGUGCCAUCAUGACAGAGGCAGACAAGGUGAGCGAGCUGCACCAGGAGGUGAAGAACAGCCUGCUGAAUGAGGACCUGGAGAAGGUCAAGAACUGGCAGAAGGAUGCCUACCACAAGCAGAUCAUGGGCGGCUUCAAGGAGACCAAAGAAGCUGAGGACGGCUUCCGCAAGGCCCAGAAGCCCUGGGCCAAGAAGAUGAAGGAGCUGGAGGCCGCCAAGAAGGCCUACCACCUGGCCUGCAAGGAGGAGAAGCUGGCCAUGACUCGGGAGAUGAACAGCAAGGGCGAGCAGUCGGUCACACCAGAGCAGCAGAAGAAGCUGCAGGACAAAGUGGACAAAUGCAAACAGGAUGUGCAGAAGACGCAGGAGAAGUACGAGAAGGUGCUGGACGACGUGGGCAAGACCACACCCCAGUACAUGGAGGGCAUGGAGCAGGUGUUCGAGCAAUGCCAGCAGUUUGAGGAGAAGCGACUGGUCUUCCUCAAGGAGGUGUUGCUGGACAUCAAGCGUCACCUCAACCUGGCGGAGAACAGCAGCUACAUCCACGUGUACCGGGAGCUGGAGCAGGCCAUCCGGGGGGCUGACGCCCAGGAGGACCUCCGGUGGUUCCGAAGCACCAGCGGCCCCGGCAUGCCCAUGAACUGGCCCCAGUUCGAGGAGUGGAACCCAGAUCUGCCCCAUGCCACCGCCAAGAAGGAGAAGCAGCCCAAGAAGACGGAGGGGGCGGCGCUGAGCAACGCUACCGGGGCAGUGGAGUCCACAUCCCAGGCUGGGGACCGCGGCAGUGUCAGCAGCUACGACAGAGGCCAGCCUUACGCCACAGAGUGGUCGGACGACGAAAGCGGAAACCCUUUUGGGGGCAGCGAGGCCAACGGAGGCGCCAAUCCCUUCGAGGAUGACACCAAGGGCGUCCGAGUGCGGGCGCUGUACGAUUACGACGGCCAGGAACAAGAUGAGCUCAGCUUCAAAGCGGGCGACGAGCUCACCAAGCUGGGUGAAGAGGACGAGCAGGGCUGGUGCCGUGGGCGGCUGGACAGCGGGCAGCUGGGCCUCUACCCCGCCAACUACGUGGAGGCCAUCUAGCUGCCUACCGGCCACGCCCUCCCUCCUGUCCACCUCGGCCCCGCCCUCUCCCUUCCUCUCUCCCCUCCCCCUCCCCUUGCCAUAGAGUUCCAGACAUAUUUUCCGAUCAAGCUUUUAUUUUUUUAAAAGUCAAAACAGAACAAAAAAUAUAAAGAGACAGAGCAUUUGCAGGGCCACCUGGAGGCCAGGGUGGUGGAACUUGGAACGAUGGCUCCGGGGUGGCUGAGGGUCUUAGGACUUAGCUCAACAUCACAUCUGCUCUUCGGAGUCCACCAAAGAGUCUCCUGAGCCCUGAGAGACAUCGGGACCCAUCCACGCUGUCUCACUGUCGCCUGCCUGCCCCAGCCCACCACAGAUGCCAGCAUCGCCCCUGCUCUCUGAGCCUGGCUUCCUGACCACUUCCUCCUCCUCCUCCUCCUCUCCCCCCAAGAAGGGAGCCCCCAUCUUGAGUCUUCCACUCUGCCCAGUCUUAGCCCCAUUCCUGAGGACCAGUGGGGCUGGGGGAGGGAGAGUCACCCUCCUUUCCUAUAGCAGUUCCCAGGCCUCCUAGGCUUCCCCAGGUGUGAAAAAGGGUGAGCUGGAUGGAGGGGCAGUGCCACUGCACAGCCCAGAGUGAGUGGAAGGGCACUGAGCCCUCAGCCCAGGCUGUGCUAGGCCCAUCUGUGGACCAAGACCCUUCUUCCCAGCUGCCAGCAGUGUGGGUAGAGGCCCCUGCUCGGAACCACACCCCUUGAUCACUCUCAGAGGCCCUGCCCCGCGGAAGUCCUUUGUGGCUAGGGACAAGGCCCUCAAACCCAGGGCAAAGCCAGCAACAGUAGCAGCCUCCUCCCAUUUCCUGGGGGAAAGGGCAUCUUGCCUGGUCACCCCCCACCCCAUAUCUGUCCAAACCCUGGAACCAUGGGCUCAGCAUCAGCCUCUGUGAAGCCAAGCCUUGUGUCCGCAAGGCUCCUGGCCUGACCAUCCCCACCCUUCUCUUCCCUUUUGGGCCUGGGGGGGCCAUGGGCACUUCCAGCCUGGGGCCAUCAGGGCAAGGCCUCAGUCAAGUGGAGCAGGACAGUGUACGUCUGACCUCAAGGGCAAGCCGAUCAUCUUUCUUCCUGGCCCCCCAACCUGCUGAACAUUAUCCUGCUGGCAGCACCCCCAUCUCUUCAAGCCUGGGUCCCAGUUCAGAGACCCAGGGAUGUGAGGGGCAGAGGACUGGUGGGUGUGGUGAGAGCAGUAUUCCCAGUGUUGGGGACGUGCUGCCCCUCCCAGGUGGCACAGACCUCUCCUCCCCGCUUCAGGGGUGUGCUGGGAGUUGGGGGGUGCAUUGCCCCAGCCCGCGGGCUCCCUGCACCUCCCAGGGCUCCAUCCCACUCCUACAGCUCUGACAAGGGCCCCGGCUGGGAGAGGCCUUGCUCAGGACCAAGGAUGGUGGCACCCCAGGCCCUGGCAUGCUGCCAGCACCCCUUAUCGCUGUCUGGUCUCUGGGCCUCCUCUGCCACCUGAGACUCAGCCUGGGCCCUCGGAGCCCAGUGCCCUGACGAAUCCGCAGGGAUCUGGGGGCUCUGCCCCUCCCCGCUUGCCCGCAGGGGCAGGAAUGUGGCUCAUCUGCGCCUUGGGGCCUAGGCUCCCCCUCUUGGUGCCAGGUGGGACCCAGGCCUCUACCUUUUAGCCCUCUAGCUGCCCACUGCUGGGCAGGGACUGGAGAACCCAGCCCUUUGGAGCCGCCACAUCCACAGCCUCAUGUGGGACCUGCCCUCGGCCUCCGAAACUCCUCAGGACCCCAAAGCAGAAGGGUCUCCCCUCUGCAAGUCCCCUGAGCUCGGGGCCUCACCCCACCUGUCAAUGCUGGUGUCAGGGCCACGCUCCCCCCCCCCCGUCCUGUGGCCGCUGCCCACCCUGACCUUAUGCCGCGCCGGCCUUGGGGCUCGGCCAGUGAGUGUGUGUCUCCAGUUAGUGACCAUUCUGCGGCCGGGCUCCGUGAGGGCCCGCGCUGCCCCAUCGCUGCCGCCGUCACCUGCCACCCUAGGCUUCCUGACUCCAUUAGUUCCGACACUUGUGAACCUCCGAGAAGUGCUGUGGUCUCAGCAACGCGCCUGUUUUGUAUAUGAUUGUGUAAUUUAAAGGUAUAUAAAUACAAAUAUCUAUUAUAUAUAUAUAAAUAUAUAUAAGUCGUGACUGUAAGACUGUGCAUAAAGCCCAGAACUGUGUCAACCUG
Cavia porcellus (domestic guinea pig) is the source of this 3769-nucleotide messenger RNA. It is a transcript of the gene Pacsin1, whose product is annotated as protein kinase C and casein kinase substrate in neurons 1. Gene Ontology annotation, cellular component: plasma membrane; cytoplasm; endosome. Gene Ontology annotation, molecular function: protein binding; phospholipid binding. The record is from RefSeq and is a predicted model, not a curated record. Lineage: Eukaryota; Metazoa; Chordata; Mammalia; Rodentia; Caviidae. Bases 235 to 1569 code for a protein of 444 amino acids. Gene Ontology annotation, biological process: regulation of endocytosis; plasma membrane tubulation; cytoskeleton organization. The transcript has 10 exons.